CGGACGCUAACAGCUUCCGAGAAAAGCCGGAAGAGCUCUGACCCUGGACAGAAUCCUGAGUUGCCAGCCCCUCCCCCGGCCCCUACGGAAAGACGAGUACAAAGACUGUCCUGGCGAAGUUAAAACAUUUAUCCUGGCUUUGUCAGGUGAGGCUCUCCUUCCCUAUCCAGGCACAGCACCAACCUAAACCCCCUUUAAUUUCCCAGGACUCUCCGCGUCCUCAAGCCCCGCCCCCAGCUCUUCUGCCCCGCCCCGAAGUUUGAGGGGUGUGGAUGGUUUGUGACCCCCCUCACCUGGCCGUAACCAUCAGCCCGGGAGAGCCGGGCUUGGGCACUGCGGCCGAAACCUGGAGGCCCUUCGUCUCGGGGCGGAGGGGGGCUCAUGGACUCUACUGACACGGGAAUAGGACCUCAGACGCAGAACCUCAGAAAAAGGCACGGUCGGGGACGACUCCCCACUGCGCGGUCAGGGUAGUCCACAGCGGACGAGAAAGCUGAGGCCUUUGAACAGGCAGACACGGGGGUCCUAGCUGGCUCCCGCCCACGCAGUUCCUUGUGUCCUCUGUUUCCAUCUGUCUUCGCCACAGUUUGUGUGUGUGUCUGUGUCUAAAUCACAGUUCGUGACAUUAACCUUAGCAUCAGGGGUUAGUUGUGGGAGUAAGACAUAAUUGCUAUCAUUUGUUUAUCGAACAGUGUUAAUUAUUUUGCUUCGAUGAUUUCACGUCAUCUUCAAAACAACCUUAUGAGUGUGGACCCGGUCAGCAGCCAGGCCAUGGAGCUCUCUGAUGUCACCCUCAUUGAGGGUGUGGGUAAUGAGGUGAUGGUGGUGGCAGGUGUGGUGGUGCUGACUCUAGCCUUGGUCCUAGCCUGGCUCUCCACCUACGUAGCAGACAGCAGUAACAACCAACUGCUGGGCACCAUUGUGUCGGCAGGCGACACGUCUGUUCUCCACCUGGGGCACGUGGACCAGCUGGUAAGCCAAGGCACUCCAGAGCCAACUGAACUCCCCCAUCCGUCAGAGCAUAGCGAUGAGAAGGCUGAAGAGACCAGUGACAGCGGGGGAGAUGCCACCGGGGAACCUGGAGCCAGGGGAGAGAUGGAGCCCAGCCUUGAGCAUCUCCUGGACAUCCAAGGCCUGCCCAAAAGACAAGCCAGCCUAGAGAGCGGCCGUCCAGAAGCUCCACUAGGAUUAGAUGACAGCACCUGCCUCUCUCCCAGCACAAGCCUCAUCAAUGUUCGCCUCAAGUUCCUCAAUGACACCGAGGAGCUAGCUGUAGCCAGGCCAGAGGACACUGUGGGUACCCUAAAAAGCAAAUACUUCCCUGGACAAGAGAGCCAGAUGAAACUGAUCUACCAGGGCCGGCUGCUGCAGGACCCGGCACGCACGCUGAGCUCCCUGAACAUUACCAACAACUGUGUGAUUCACUGCCACCGCUCACCCCCAGGAGCAGCUGCUUCUGGCCCCUCAGCCUCUUUGACCCCCUCAAGCACUGAGCCAUCCAGCCUUGGUGUCAAUGUGGGCAGCCUUAUGGUGCCUGUGUUUGUGGUGCUCUUGGGUGUGGUCUGGUACUUCCGCAUCAAUUACCGCCAGUUCUUCACAGCACCUGCCACUGUCUCCUUGGUGGGCGUCACGGUCUUCUUCAGCUUCCUAGUAUUUGGGAUGUAUGGAAGAUAAGGGCAUUGGGAGACAAAGGCACGGUCUUCCUCCAUCACAGCCUCCCCCCUUUCCUGGCCAGAGCUGGGCCCAAGGACCUGGGAGGGAGGGAUAUGGUGGGUACCCUGUUCAUAGGCCCCAAGAGGCAGGUAUGUGGCCUCCCUUUAUGUCCACAGGGUACAGAUAUCUCUGCAAGCACAACUCAGGUAGAAACAAGGAUAUCAUCUCCCUUCUUUUGGAUUCCCAAGGUUCAAAGGCCAAGCUCGGUGAGAAGCCUGGACCCUAGGCCUUCCCUCCUGGCUGCGGCCCUAGCCCUUUCCCGGUGUCUUGCAUGUCUGCUCCCUAGACCCCAGGGUUGCUGCCAGGGCAGCCCAGCAUGGCCUUAGUGUACCCCUGUAGGGAACCUGAAGCACCUUCCACUCCUUAGAUGAGUGGAUCUUUUGAAACUUAAAUUCACAGGCAGGGGUGAAGACUGCCAACUCUCCCUAUAGCACCCAGCUACCACCUCCUCCCUGUGCCCCUUGUAGCAGGAAUAGGAAAUUUUGCUUUCUUUCAAAGCACUUUGCUUGCCCUUCUUUUUCUAAUAGCCUUGUAUAGAGCUUAGUCAGGAAGGAGACUGGGGCAGAAGGCCAAGCCCCCAGCAUUGAGAGACCAAGCCGCAGCUGCCGCUAACCUAGGCCCAAGACUGCAAAAGAGCACUGGCUCUAAUCCAGUGCCCUGCUCAGUUCCAAGGACGAACUCUGGGUAUAGACUACCCUACCCUAGGCCCUUAGAUGGCCAGUCAUUAUGAGCAAAUAAACUCCCAUUUUGUGGCAA
This is a messenger RNA of Meriones unguiculatus (Mongolian gerbil), 2469 nucleotides long. It is a transcript of the gene Tmub2, whose product is annotated as transmembrane and ubiquitin like domain containing 2. Gene Ontology annotation, molecular function: protein binding. The record is from RefSeq and is a predicted model, not a curated record. Bases 712 to 1674 code for a protein of 320 amino acids. The transcript is spliced from 3 exons. Lineage: Eukaryota; Metazoa; Chordata; Mammalia; Rodentia; Muridae.